Molecule: messenger RNA, 462 nt
Organism: Meloidogyne enterolobii
Lineage: Eukaryota; Metazoa; Nematoda; Chromadorea; Rhabditida; Meloidogynidae
Source: the annotation of a GenBank genome assembly
GAAAUGAAGCUAAAUUUAUUUGUAAAAGGAAUAGCUUAUGGUGUUUAUACAUUCAGCGCUUUACAUGUUUUUGCUGAAAAUGUUGGAUGUUUUAUUCUUUGUCAAGGUGAUUCAAUGUUACCAACACUUAAGGAUGGAGAUAUCCUUUGGGCAAAAAAAUUACAGCCUCAUCAACUUAAUGAAUCAACAAACAAAACUUUUGGAUGUUUAAAUAAAGGAGAUAUUGUUUGUUUAAAAAAUCCGACAGAUGCUAAUGAACAAAGUGUUAUUAAACGAAUUCACAAAUUUAUCCAAAAAGAUCGUAAUUCUGCUUCAAAUGAAAUUGAAAUACGUGGAGAUAAUACUUUUAACUCUACAGAUUCACGAGAUUAUGGGCCUGUGCCUACUGGAUUAAUUCAAUAUAAGGCAGUUUAUCGGCUAUAUCCUUUGGAAAGAAGAGGGCGGAUAAUAGAAUAUAACUAG